AUGGCUUCGAGACUGGCAGCAUGUGAAGCUUGCAGAAAAGCAAAGGUCGCCUGUGAUCAUAAGCGACCAGCAUGUACUCGAUGUGCAAGUAACGAUAGAGCUGCAAUUUGCAUUUACCGAACGACCCCGUUCAAGAGAAGAAGAGUGGAGAGCUCUACACCUCUGCAGUCUCCUACUCGGCUACCUCCGGCCCAGCCAUCGUUCGCUCCAAGGAAUAGUCCCUAUCCUAACCCCGGCUUUCUGGGAUCCUCCAGCCAUGUCGCUAUUUUCAACGAAAUUUCCCCGCAAGACUAUCAUGCAUCUGAUACCUACAAUCCUUCCGAGGACAUGACUAUGCUGAUGCAGUCGCAGUCUACUGGCGAGAAUAUCUUGUUAAUCCAAGGUGCGGAUGUCCUCAGACAGCUGUUAAACACAUUUCCUCUAGCCGCCAUGAAGGAUUUUGUUACUUUUUGGCUUGCAACGGGGGCAAAUCUAGCUCUGGCAGAGCCUUUUACUGAGAAAUGUACCGAAAACAUGACGCGCCUAUUCACUUCCUUCUCACAGGAAGAAAACUGGCAUUUGGCAUAUGCCCAACGUCUAACACAAAAUUCCCGGGAACCUUUGCAGUUUAGCAGCACAUCCGAUAUGGAGACUUUCUCUGCCCAGUUCCUCGACCAGAAAUUCCGAUGGGAAAGUCUAGGUAUCUUCCUCUCUGCUGUUAGUCGAGCAGCGAUUGAUAUAUCAUUUUUCCCGCCAUUGUUCAAAACCGAAAAGGAUCAGUUCGUGCUUCGGAAGCUAUCUACAAAACUUAGUGAUCUUGCGUUGGAUAUUGCGCUCUCGCUGGACUGCUUAAACGACCUGCAGCUGGUCCUACAGUAUGAGAACUUUAUUGUACACACCCAUGUUGAUGGGGACCAAAGCUAUCAUUCAUGGAGUAGACUUGGGGAUGUUGUGUCGUCCAUGUUUGCACUUGGCUACCAUGAGAAUGUCGAAAAGACAAAGCCAUCAAUUCCGAAUUUUCUUGUGGAAUUACGAAAGACAGCUUGGGCCACGACAUACUCAGCCGAUAAAAAUGUGGCUAUAUUCCUUGGUCGACCACCUCGGAUGAGCAAGCGGUUCUGUCACUUUCAAGUACCUUUGACUCCGACAAGCUCGGAUGAGGUUUCGAACACUUCACACGUUGAGGACGACGUUGUCAGAUGGAAAACAGAUACACCGAUUUGUUAUAGGUCAAGUAUUCGGUGGGCGACACUCUGCUCCGCACUGAAGGAAGAUAUUCUCGAAUUGCUUCGAUGUAAGCAGCACGAGAAUUUCAAUCAGAAAGCUAGCCUCAUCGGGCAAAAAGCUGAAACUCAAUGGGCACACCUACCCCCUCGCUUCCGACUUUCGGGUACAUUGAAAGAAUGUUCUGGGGAUGCAUUCGAACGCGACUUUCUAGCUAGCAUACGCCUCGACCAACUACAUGUUCUCUUUCUACUUCAAUUGGCGUUUCUCGAUACGCUGACUGAGCCUGAUCCAUCUAUACUCGAUAUCUCGGAUCAAAUGCUCUCUCUUGUAGUAGACACAAUUCUUCUACGAGAUCAACUGGUCAACUCUGGAACGGGACUCGUUUGGAAGAUCGCCCACUUCGGCCUCCCGGCUGCAGGGAUUAUACUCCUUUCAAUGCUGAAACAACACCGCACACUAACCGAAGGAAGAUCUUCAUGGUCCAAAACAAUACUGAAUCUCGGUAUCUUUGUUGCGCAGGUCCAGGUAGGGAGCAUCGUUCGGCGUGGAGAUCCGAACUACGCCUUAAUAUCCAAAGCGACACAGACGAUUGAGCGAUUCCUUGAUUCUAUACACCGUGAAGCGAUACAAUCCCCGACACAACCGCCUUCACAUCCAGGAGAGAAUGGUGACUGGGCUGCAUUUUUCAGCCAGGAUCUGUGUGAUUUCGAGACUGACUUUUGGGAGAACCUUGCAUAUCAUCCUUCUUUGUUGGCUUCGGACCCUAGUUUGCCUCAAAUGUAG
Molecule: messenger RNA, 1989 nt
Organism: Penicillium samsonianum
Lineage: Eukaryota; Fungi; Ascomycota; Eurotiomycetes; Eurotiales; Aspergillaceae
Exons: 5
Coding region: 1-1989 (662 amino acids)
Biological process (GO): DNA-templated transcription; regulation of DNA-templated transcription
Cellular component (GO): nucleus
Molecular function (GO): DNA-binding transcription factor activity, RNA polymerase II-specific; zinc ion binding; DNA binding
Source: RefSeq, a predicted model, not a curated record